GCCACGCGCACGCGCAUUGCUUCCCCAUGUGGGCUCGGGCCGUCAUCAGGCCCAGCUGAACAGUAGUGCAUAGACCCCUAGACUGCAAGACCUUGCUGCCAGCUGAGCAGACUCCACCGUCUUGCUGUUGCCCUCCUCUCUCGGUCUUCCCGCCAGCGCAAUUCACAAUGGGCAAGAGCCGGACGAAACGCUUCAAGCGACCUCAGUUCUCCCCUACGGGCGACUGUCAGGCCGAGGCGGCGGCGGCGAACGGGACUGAGCCAGAGGAGAACGACGGGCCAGCGGCGGAGCUGCUAGAAAAACUCCAGCACCCGAGCGCCGAGGUCCGCGAGUGCGCCUGCGCGGGGCUGGCCCGGCUGGUGCAGCAGCGGCCGGCGCUGCCGGGCCUGGCUCGGCGGGACGCCGUGCGACGCCUCGGGCCGCUGCUGCUCGACCCCAGCCUGGCGGUGAGGGAGACGGCGGCUGGCGCACUGAGAAAUCUCAGUGCUUGUGGCGGUUUCGAAGUUUGUGGUGACAUGGUGACCAAGGAUAUCAUGACUCCGCUGGUCGCACUGCUGAAAGAGUGUAGUACUGGACUGGAUUCAAAUGAGAUGUCUCCACAGGAAAAAAAAGAUCAGAACAGAAAUUCUAUUGAAAACAUAGCCAAUGAGGCCGUAAACGUGCUGUGGAAUAUAUGUGAAUGCAGUAGUAGAGCAGUAUCUAUAUUCAACAAAGAAGGGUGUUUGGAGAUUGUAUUAAAGUAUUUAAGUAGGUUUUCCACCAAUGUUGACCUGGCUAUUUCUGUAGCAUAUUGUUUGCAGACGGUGACUGAAGAUAACCCAGAGCUACUGAAAUCUUUCAGUGCCCCAGCAUUGCAUGUGCUGGAAUCAGCAAUGCUUUCUCCUGUCAAUUCCAUGGAAUAUAUUCUAUUAAAGACAUUGGUGGCAGGCACCAUUUGGAAUCUAAAGGACAUUAUUCCAUCCAAGAGUCAGGCAGAAAUCAUAAAUGCCAUACUAAAGAUCUUAUCUGAAGUUCUGGAAAUGGAUGCUGGUGAAACGGUUCUUCAAAUGAAGGAGGCCGAAACUCAAAGGAUAAAAACUGCUGCAGAGACUGAGGACACAUUACAGAAUGUUAAUGGUGAUGAUUUGAUUGAGGAUGAUGAAAUGGAAGGAAUUCCUCAUAGAAGGAAAGUCAGAAGGAAAGCUUUCAUUUCAGAUUUACUUCCACCCACCGACAAGGAGCUGAGAGAGACCAUAGCGUUGCUGACAGCUCAGCAGACUGCUCUGGAAAUCAUUGUUAACAUGUGCUGCAGUGAAGAUCCCACCGACGAUGAAUGGGAAGAGCUCUCCAGCAGUGAUGAAAGCGACUCAUUUAUGGAGAAUUCCCUCAGUGAAUGCGGUGGGCAGCUGCUGUCUCCCCUCUGCCUCUCCCAUGAGGUUCACACCGCUCUCACCAACUACCUCAUCCCAAAGAAGAUUUUUGAGAAAACUGCCUUUCCAAACAGCACUGCAGUUGACGUGUGUUCCAGGAACCCCAGUUGGAAACCUUUGAUUAGAAAAAUGAGCACUAUACAAUGCAGAGCCCUCGUGUGUCUCCAGAGCCUUGUCUCCCUCCUGGAUGUGGACCAUCUGGGAGGACCUGCAGCCCUUCAGACACUUGCACAGCAUCUGUCACAACUGCUUUUUUCUCAGCCAGAUUUCGCUAAGCAUGUUGACUUUUUAGAAGCUAUAAGUAGUGCCUUGAGGGCCCUUUUGCAAACGGUGGCCUCCAAGAACAUUCCUCAGAAGCUAUCGGGUUUCCCUGGUGGCGCAGUGGUUGAGAAUCCGCCUGCCAAUGCAGGGGACACGGGUUCGAGCCCUGGUCCAGGAAGAUCCCACAGGCCGUGGAGCAACUAAGCCCGCGCACCACAACUACUGAGCCUGCACUCUAGAGCCCGCGAGCCACAAUUACUGAGCCCAUGAGCCACAGCUACUGAGCCCGAAUGCCCAGAGCCUGUGCUCUGCAACAAGAUAAGCCACCACAAUGAGAAAGCCGUGCACUGCAACGAAGAGUAGCCCCUGCUCGCCGCAACCAGAGAAGAGCCCGCGCACACCCAAAAAUAGAGACCCAAUGCAGCCAAAAAUAAAAAAUAAAUAAAGUAAUUAAAAUUUUUUUAAAACCCAGAAAACGCCAUAAUAUUAAAAAGAAGAAGAAGAUGCUGUCAUCUGUCCUAAAGAAUUUCCCCCAUUCUCAGAUAUGGCUGCUUUAACAAUGUUAUUAUUUAACAGGUCCCUCUGUCUCCCAUAUUGCCUAUAAAUUGGGAGCUAGGUCUAGAGCCUUAAUUAGAUUCAGGAUCAGAUCGUUUAGGCAAAAAUAAUUCACAGUGCUGUAUGUAUAUUCUACUUUUAUAUCACAAAUCACAUAUUGUUGUAAAAUAGUGAUGUUAAGAUUAAUCAAUGGAUUCACUUGUAGCAACCAGUGAUUUUUGUUGUAUAGAUCCACUAUUUUGCAAACCACUAUAGGGUUUGCAAAAUGGAGAUAUCCUAAUUUUGUCAUUCCUUUUAAAGCAUUUAUUAGCUGUGAUUCUUCUGUAAAUAAAAACUUCCUAUUUCAUCAAUUAGUUGGUAACUUUGAAAUAAAUUUCAUACCAAAAAAGAUAGGGCAUGAUUCUCCCUCCCCCCACCCCACCCUUUUUUCUAGAAUAAUGAGUUGGUGUCCUAGCAGUCUCUAAAAAUAACCAGUUUUUUAAACCAUCAUUAAAAACUCAUUAUUAAUUAUUUACCCUACAGAAUAUAGUUAAUAAUUUCAAAAUAAUGGUAUUAUUACUAACAAUAACACUACUGAAUGCAGUUUAAGAUUUCUUUGUGAUUCUUCAUGUCCUUAGGGAAAAAAAUCCCUCUAGGUCUAUACAAAUUACUGUGUUUUAAAGUUGCUUGAAAAGUUCUCUUUGUGGCUUGUUAUAAAGUUAGCUUCAGUUGUUUCAGCUUUUAUUAAAGCAUUUUUUGUUUGCUUUAAUUUUUAUUUUUUAAUUAUAUAAAAUAUUUACACAGUUUCAGAGUUAAAACUGAAACAAGAUAUAUUCAGAGAAAAAUAUGGUAUAUACAUACUGUGGAAUAGUAUUCAGCUUUAAAGAAGAAUGAAAUUCUGAUACAUGCUACUGCAUGGAUGAAACUGGAAGACGUUAUGCUAAAUGAAAGACACAAAAGGACAAGUAUUGUAUGAAUCCUCUUAUGAGGGUCCUAGAGUAGUUAAAUUUGUGGGACAGAAAGGAGAACAGUGGUUGCCAGGGGUUGGGGUAAGGGUGGGGUGUGUGGGGAGACAUUGUUUAAUGGGUACAGGGUUGCAGUAUGGAACAAUGAAGAAGUUCUGGGGAUGGAUGGUGGUGUUGCACCGACCGGUUGCACAACAGUGUGAAUGUACUGUACUUACUACCACUGAACUGUACUUUUAAAUAUGGUUGAAAUGGUAAGUUUUACGUAUAUUUUAUCCCCAAAAAGAAUAUAUAUAUGUAUAUAUUUAGAGAGGUCUAGCUUCUGUCCCUUUGCCCCUGUUCUUUCCUUUGUGCCAUUGGUAAUCAUCCUUUUUGGUUUUUUAAUUUAUCAUUCUAUUGUUCUUUUUUGGAAAACAUAAGCAAAAUAUGUAUGUAUUUGUAUUUCAGUCCUUUUCUUUUCUUUUUUUUUUUUUUUUUGCGGUAUGCGGGCCUCUCACUGUUGUGGGCUCUCCCGUGGCGGAGCACAGGCUCCGGACGCACAGGCUCAGCGGCCGUGGCUCACGGGCCCAGCCGCUCCGCGGCCAUGUGGGAUCCUCCCAGACCGGGGCACGAACCCGUGUCCCUUGCAUCAGCAGGCGGACUCUCAACCACUGCGCCACCAGGGAAGCCCCACUCCUUUCCUUAAAAGUAGUGCUUCUGUACUUUGCUCUUCUCCCUUAUUAAUCACCAUAGACAUGUUUCUCAUUUCUUUUUUACAGCUUCAUAUCACUCCAUUGUGUACAUAUUCCAUAUUCAACAUGUCUGCAUCGAUGGAUAUUGUAGUUGUUUCCAAUCUUUUGCUAUUACAAAUAGAACUGCAGUGAAUAGCCUUUUUACAGAAGUUCUGUUGUGUUUUUUGCCAUUGUGUCUUUGGGAUCGAUUCCUAGAAUUGGACUUGCCGGCUCAGAGAACAGAUGGAUUUGUAGCUUUGCUCUGGGUAUUGCUGUAGUCCCCUCCUUAGAGUCUGAGCCGUUUCGAAUCUCCACCAGCAGCGUUUGAGAGUGCCUGUUCUGCCAGAGCCUCACCAGAAGAAUAUGUUGUCAAAAUGUUGGAUUUUAAGUGGUCUGAUGGGUGAGAAAUUAUAUCUCAAUUUUAAUUUGCAUUUCUCUUACUGUGAGGAGGUUGGACAUCUUUUCAUGUGUUUUAAGGGCCUUUGCAUUUCUUUUUCUGUAACUUUUCCCAUCUGUUGCCAAUUUUGCUAUCGGGUCUGUGGUCUUUUUCCUCUGUGUGUAUAAGGGCAAAUCCUAGGGCUUUGCCCUCAGUCUACUGAAGCAGAAACUCUGGGGAGGGGCCCAGAGAUGUCUGUGUUUUAACAAGUUCUCUAGGUGAUUGUCAUGCACUCUGAAGUUUGAGAACUACAGUUCUAAACCGUCCUCACUGCUUCCUUUCUAAAAUCCUCCAGUUCUGAGUACCACGUCACUAGACCACACCACCCCACCUCUCUUGGUUACAGUCACCCACCACCCCCAAGGGCGCCCCUCGUUCCUUGAAGAUUCCUGCUGUUGGUUUCUGUUACUUUUCACUGGUCCCGUCAUGAUUCUAGGUGAUUUCAGAAUCCACGUGGAUGCUCUUCCCAGGAACCUGGCUUCGCAGUUCUUCGGCCUCCUUUCCUCUGGUGGCCCGUCUUCCUUCCGUCCUUAGUCAUUGCAUGGCCACACCUCUAGAGCAGUGCUAACCCAGACUUGGCCCUGUUCCAGAGUUUAAUGGGAAGUCUCUGGUGUUUUACUGUUAAAUAUAGCACAUGAUGUUGGCCUCUAAUACAUACUCUUUAAAUAUUUUCUCUUUGUAUAUUUGAGAAUUUUUUUCAAGAACGUAACUUCUAAAGAAAAAAGAAAGAACAUAACUUCUGACCCUCAGUUUCUAUGAAAGGGAAAGUGACAUUUGCACUCUUGUGAUACCUGUGUCCACGUGUGUGUUCAGAUCAGCUUAAAAUGAAAAUUAUCACUACUUGGUGGAAGCACUAUAUGAUGUAAUGGGUUUUACAGUCUUUAUUAAUUUACCAUAACACACAAAUCUCAGAGUCAGUUCUUACCUUGUAUAGAUUUCAGCCCAUUUUUAUUAAAGCUGCAUGGUCCUAUUUACAUUUUUUAUGAUCAACGUUGAAAAGAAAUGAGAAUCUCUUUGGUCUGUGUAUCUCUGAAUGAAAGUCUUCAAAUGAGACAAAUAGGAUCUGAAGGUUCUUUUACAGGCUUACAGCCAUGGGAUAGAGUAAGUGGUGACAGUGACAUGAGCAGGCCUCGUCCUAGUUCAGAGUUACCAACGUUAUUAAUGAGUGAUUAGAAUAUGUAAUAACUUCACCGAGAGUUUGUGUCACUUGUAGCAUCGUGCCUCUUGUAGAAGAGACUCCUGCCAAUCCCGUUGCACAUGCUGUUGGAAUUGGCUGAGUUUAACGUGCUAAAUACUCUCUCCUUCUCUUUCAACAGUGCAUGACUCCCGACCAGCUGUUGACACUAUGCAGAGCAGGCAUCCAUAGUAGUAAUGUUGGGGUGAGGGUGAAUGUGGUUAGUAUUUUAGGAAUCACUGGCAGCGUCCUAGCCAAAGAAGAUGGUACACUUGACACU
Molecule: messenger RNA, 5769 nt
Organism: Globicephala melas (long-finned pilot whale)
Lineage: Eukaryota; Metazoa; Chordata; Mammalia; Artiodactyla; Delphinidae
Source: RefSeq, a predicted model, not a curated record